Molecule: messenger RNA, 228 nt
Organism: Torulaspora globosa
Lineage: Eukaryota; Fungi; Ascomycota; Saccharomycetes; Saccharomycetales; Saccharomycetaceae
Gene: WIP1
Product: Wip1p
Exons: 1
Coding region: 1-228 (75 amino acids)
Source: RefSeq, a predicted model, not a curated record
AUGGUCCGCCAUUAUAUACAGGAUUAUGUGGUCAGAGAGCUGAGGAAGAGCUGUGCGGAGGAGGGAGAACCGAACGAAGCCGAGGAACUGCUGUUAGCGUGCUUAUACCAGGAGUUGUUGAGGAAAGUUCUGAAGAAGGCGCAGAGAGAAGCCCAGUUGGACGGUUUGCGCGAGAUCAACGAGUCCCACAUAGAAAAUGCUUUGGAGAGUAUGUUGGAAGAGGGUUAG